ACAGCAAUAAGCCGUUACACAGAUAACACCAUGCUCCCUAUUAUCACGCUGCUACUUUUUUUUAGUUUAACGCUUGCUGAACCAUCAGAGUCUGGACUUAUAUUUAAUUUGGAUAAUGGGGAGCUCUGUCUUCAAAGCGCCCAAUGUAAAAGUAGCUGCUGCCACAGAGAAGAUGGGCUGAGCCUGGCACGUUGUGCCUCCCGAGCAGCCGAGUUUCAGAAAUGCUCUCCUCUGCACCUGUAUGGGGUAUAUUAUUUCUGCCCCUGUGAGAGUGGCCUGAGCUGUGAGGUGGACAGGACCAUUGUGGGAACCAUCACUAACACGGACUAUGGAUUUUGUAAAGACCCCAAUGAACGUGUUAAAUAAAUCUCAGCUUUUCCAAAA
Molecule: messenger RNA, 384 nt
Organism: Bombina bombina (fire-bellied toad)
Lineage: Eukaryota; Metazoa; Chordata; Amphibia; Anura; Bombinatoridae
Gene: CLPS
Product: colipase
Exons: 3
Coding region: 31-366 (111 amino acids)
Biological process (GO): positive regulation of catalytic activity; digestion; lipid catabolic process
Cellular component (GO): extracellular region
Molecular function (GO): lipase binding; enzyme activator activity
Source: RefSeq, a predicted model, not a curated record